CCAAUAUCUCAAGGAUCCUUGCAGAGCAAUGUCGAGAGGCUGACAAGGAUGGCAGACGGAUUUUUCUACGUAGCCAUCCCAGCUGAUGAAGCCAUGCGACAGGUCUACUUUCCUUCUCAAGUCACAGAGCUGAAUGACCUCAGCUUUAUCAGAGCAUUGCGAGCUGAACUUGGCAAGGAGGCCCUUGCCACAGAUGGUCUUCGCCAGAAGCUGCUUGAGGAGCUUGUCGAUUCUUCAAGAGUGGGCCCAAACCAACGCGCCACAGCAAACGCCCUCCAGAAGGACAUGCUCCAAGAAGAGGACAGGCUUCGAGAUGCGUUGCAGAAAGUCGACAACGAUCAGUUGGAAUUGCUUGCAUCCAUGCGGACUUUCAAGGUAAUUGCUCUUCGCAAUCCGACUCAAGACUCUGCAAAGAAGGGAGUAUUCCUCUAUCACGAAGAUACUCAAGAGGGGCCUGUGAACCAGCGGGCUACGAACCUUUGUCUGGCCGCAGGCUUUCCGCCACAGGACAUUCGAGGCACCUGCUUCCUAUCGCAAACAGAGGAUUUCUUUGAACGCGACUGUUUGAAACCAAUUUGGCGACGUUGCGACUUUACUCUACAGGAUUGCAACGAGAAUGCUCAGUGGUUCAAGGACGCCCGCCGUGCGCGCGAUGAGUCUGGCUUGAAGCAGAAGGAGGAUGCUGAGUGGUUUUCUGGAUUGAAGGAUGGUGGAGCUCCAAUGGCAGAGGGUGAUUCGGACUUGUAUGCUUGGAAGCAGACAAGUGAUGAAGUUGAAGUGGUUUUCCAUCCAGGACCAUUCACUGGCAUUCGAGCUACCAAGAAGGACAUUGUCGUGAAGUUCUCCAGAAGGAGCCUUUUUGUCAGACUGCGUGGCAGAGUACUCUGCCAGGAUGUAGUCUUGGCCGGAGAGGCUGAACGUGGAGAGAUUGCACAGAUGUCUAGUAUGUCAAAUAGUAUGUCCAACAUAUUCUAA
Messenger RNA from Cladocopium goreaui, 975 nucleotides. NCBI's taxonomy places the organism in Eukaryota, Dinophyceae, Suessiales, Symbiodiniaceae. The record is from the annotation of a GenBank genome assembly.